Microthlaspi erraticum is the source of this 768-nucleotide messenger RNA. The record is from the annotation of a GenBank genome assembly. Lineage: Eukaryota; Viridiplantae; Streptophyta; Magnoliopsida; Brassicales; Brassicaceae.
AUGUUGCUCCGUCGUGCAACAGCACUACCCAAAACCCUACAAAACCUCCGAUUAUUCUCUCCGGCGGCCACCGCAUUAGCUUCCGAGGAGAUCGUAUAUCCUCAAUUAACUUACCUCCCUGGAUUCCCAACACCCGAUCCAAAGUACGAUGAGACGAUUAUGGCCGUCCCAAGGUCAGAAUCCGGGAAACGAAUCGCGGCGUUAGAGCGUAAAGCCGGUCGGCUUCCUUCGAUCAUAUUCGAGCAGGCGGAUGGAGAACACGGAGGAAACAAGAGGCUAGUCUCAGUCGAGACGAAUCAGAUCAGGAAGCUUGUGAAUCAGUGUGGUUUAUCUUUCUUCCUCUCCAGACUCUUCGAUGUCGAGGUCAGGCCUGAGCUAGGCUGCGGUGAGAUUAUCGAGAAAGUCCGGGCUUUGCCUAGAUUGAUUAGUUUUCACCCGAGAACAGAUGCUCCAAUGAAUGUGACGCUCUUAAGAGCUCCUCCAGGGGCUUUAUUGAAAAUCGAUGUCCCUCUUGUGUUCAUAGGAGAUGAUGUUUCUCCUGGACUAAAGAAAGGAGGAUCUCUGAAUACGAUAAAGAGAACGGUAAAGUACCUAUGCCCAGCAGAGAUAAUCCCACCAUAUAUAGAAGUAGAUCUCAGCGAACUGGACGUUGGACAAAAGCUAGCAACGGGAGACCUCAAGGUUCAUCCGGCGCUAACGCUUUUACUGGGCAAAGACGAACCUGUUGUUAAGAUCGCCGGAGGACGUGUCACUGACCAAAAGAAAUAA